UCCAGCUGUUGUUGCUUUGGCUUCUAGGGGAGAGACGACGGAAGGAUGGUGUGCGAAAAGUGUGAAAAGAAACUUGGUACUGUUAUCACUCCAGAUACAUGGAAAGAUGGUGCUAGGAAUACCACAGAAAGUGGUGGAAGAAAGCUAAAUGAAAAUAAAGCUUUGACUUCAAAAAAAGCCAGAUUCGAUCCAUAUGGAAAGAAUAAGUUCUCCACUUGCAGAAUUUGUAAAAGUUCUGUGCACCAACCAGGUUCUCAUUAUUGCCAGGGCUGUGCCUACAAAAAGGGCAAGACAUUCCACUCACUCCAUCAGCUCCAAGCUGGGGACCUUGUCAGCAAGCGGAAUUGGCAAGGGAAGGGUGAUUAUGGUGAGGGCUAUGCUCUGCCUGCCAGAUUGGAAAGCUCGGGCUCCACUUGGUAUGAAAUCAAAGCUGAGAUUGUCCUUGAGAUGCUUGCGUACCUGUCACUGGCACUUCCAGAGCCAGAUUCUGCACUGGAUCAGUUCCCCAGCCCCAUCUCACCCUUGCCACAUUCCGUCAUCUGCAAGCGAGAUCUAGCACAAAGAUGUCCUACAGAGGACAAAAGCUUCAAGUGGUUUUUCCCCAGCAUGGGGAAAGAUUGCACUGAACCCGUCGACGGUAAUACCUUGCAGGCUUCUUUUGACAUGGAAGAUGAUGGCCUGGAAGGAGACAAAGAAUUCUGGAAGGAGACAAAGAGAAGUCUGGAGCCCUCUGACUGGAGAGAGCCUGAUGGAUCAAAUCCAAGCUUCACACAGUCCCAAAAAGCUGUCAGGGUGCCUGGGCAGUGCGGAGCCGAUCUGGACGAUGCAUUCCAGAUGGUUCGCCUUCCUUCUUAG
Propithecus coquereli (Coquerel's sifaka) is the source of this 855-nucleotide messenger RNA. RefSeq names its product cysteine-rich PDZ-binding protein (gene CRIPT). The coding region runs from base 46 to 855 and encodes 269 amino acids. The record is from RefSeq and is a predicted model, not a curated record. Gene Ontology annotation, molecular function: microtubule binding; PDZ domain binding. The transcript is spliced from 7 exons. Gene Ontology annotation, cellular component: dendrite. Gene Ontology annotation, biological process: cytoplasmic microtubule organization. Lineage: Eukaryota; Metazoa; Chordata; Mammalia; Primates; Indriidae.